GACGCAUGCCGUACGCCUUCACGUACCCUUACAUCCACCGGGACAGGCGGUCCCCAAGUUUCCGCCGCUUCCGACCUGGUCUUCGUUACCAUAGAAACAUCGGGGGCAAGCAGCUAGCGCGGACGAAGCGCACUAAGCGAGACCUUCUGGACGACGACCUAUACUACAACCCGGACAGCGAGUACCGCCUUCCGCCACCCUACGACUUCCCGCAGGACCUGGCCGAUAAGGAGACCGACCUGGAGGAGCUGCUUCCCUACUUACUGGCCCUGUACCCGAACCUGUUCGAGGACCCGCGCCUCCCCGUUCCCGAAUAUCCACCCGGGUACGCGUGGGAAGGACCUAGCUAUCCCGAGGUCGAGAACCUCCCGCCUCCUCCCUCCCCCGAGUGGGAGGAAGAGCCGAAGCCGGUGGACCCGUAUGACGCGCCUCCCGAAUGGGAGCCACGCCUCACUGGCCCCUAUCAGGCGGAACCGGAACUCUACCCGGAGGCCGUGGAGUCGGAGGAUUUCUACCCGACCCCCGCCAAGCGCCAGAUGCUGAGCUUGGUGCCUGGCUCGCGCCGGAAGCGCUACUUCUGGCCGGUGGCGCUAGAACCCUACUCGCACUGGGGCGCCUUUGUGCCGGAGCAGCAGAAGCGCGGGUACUAUGACGACGCCUACCGGCGGCUGCGAGAACUGUCCGCUGUCCUGGGCGACGGCCGCAAGCCUUCGUCUUCGUACCUUGAGGCCUUAGAGGACUACAGGAAGUGAGUACACCAGGGCUCCAGAGAGGAGAGAACGGUCGGCAAGGACAAUUGUGAGGACAGGUGACACCAAGUCACAUACACAUUACAUACAGCGUGUGCCACUGGCAGGAACAGAGAUGUUCGGCGUCUUUCUACGCUCCACUCUCUCAAGUGACUGAGAGUUCUUUACAAGAAAUCUUUUUUUCACUGUUACACACUGUGCUUUUAUUUUUAAAAGAAUUGAAAUCAGCAUCAGGGCUUUCCAGGGCAGAUGACUGUUUUACUUCUGGAAAUCAAAUACUUCUAACCGAAAGCAUUAAGUUUUUAUUGUCAUCAGACUUUCAGUUUGAGUACUAAUACAGAAAGUGGCCAAGACAGAGAGGAUUUAUAAAGCAGUGGCUGCAAUAGUUUUCUUUUAUAUUUUCUUCUCCCGCAGCCUAGUGACCUCCCAACCCCAACUGUGCACUAUUAAUGUAAAGUUUCAUGCAUCCUGGUGGGUUUAUGAUCAUAUCUGAUAUUUGAAAAUUACUUUUCUUGACUUCGUAUAACGACUGAAAAUUUAAAUAUCGUCCAAAUAAAGUAAAAAAAAAAAAUGUGCUACGAUAGAAAAGAAUUAAGUGGUUGAAGAGAGUUCCAGACCUGCACAUUGUUUUGUGUAAUAUAAAUGAAGUAUUAGUUCGUGUUUUAAUUUUUCUCUAUGUUUACUGUUCCCUGGUACUUGAAGUCCUGUGUCUCACCGAUUUACAUUCCAUACGUCGAGCUGUUACCAUUUCCUCUUCCAAAUUUAUAUUUUGUCUGUUCUAUUUGCUCCCUACUUCCGUCGGCAAAGUUUUCCAGUUCACAACAAUCCUCGCGCAUGGCCUGUGCGGUAUUUGCAGUUGGGUAUGUCGUUUUACAGGAGGAGCACCCCUGCCAUGGAAACAGCAACGGGGCUACAAUAUAAAUACAUAUGUGAUAUGUUAAUUAAACACGGUUGUAUGUAAA
This is a messenger RNA of Pomacea canaliculata, 1711 nucleotides long. RefSeq lists its product as uncharacterized. The transcript is spliced from 2 exons. Bases 6 to 752 code for a protein of 248 amino acids. The record is from RefSeq and is a predicted model, not a curated record. NCBI's taxonomy places the organism in Eukaryota, Metazoa, Mollusca, Gastropoda, Architaenioglossa, Ampullariidae.